CUUGCCCGGUUAAUUCUCACUCUGUAGCUAUCUCCUUCCUUCAUCCAUUUCCUGAACGAAACCAACUUCACUUUCCUUCCGCCAUUUGCAUUUCUCACUUUCUCUUCUGAAUGGGCACUGCACUGCACCUCUGCGUUAGUUUCAAUCCUGCUCAAGGUAGAAAAUGCAAGUACGAAGCCCAAUCAGUGAGAGCACUUCCUAUACGUAUAUUAUCAGUGGGGAAGAAGCGAUCACGUGGACUGCAACUCAUGGUUGAUGAGUAUGUGGAUAAGCUCAGGUACUAUUGCAGUGUUGAGGAUGUUCAAAUACGGCCAAAUCCUCAAAAUGCACGUGACCAAAGGGCUCAGGUUGAUGCCGAAGAUGAGGCAGUGAUGAACCUUAUAAGGUCUGAUGAUUGGGUUGUGAUGUUGGAUGAACGUGGGCAAGACAUUGGAUCUGAGCAAAUGGCAGAGUUGGUGGGUGAUGCAGGAAAUACUGGUGCUUCACGAUUAUCCUUUUGUAUUGGUGGGCCAUAUGGACAUGGAAGAAAAAUGAGGGAACGGGCUAACUUAUCAAUCAAGUUAUCCUCGCUGGUCUUAAAUCAUCAAAUAGCAUUACUUGUGCUCGUGGAACAGCUUUACAGGAUAAUGUAGUAAGACUUCGACUUGUACCAUACAUUGGUUGCUUAUUGUUGGCUUGCUUGCUUUUUUGAGUAAAUGAAGACUUUUGGGGAACAAGGAAAAGCCAAAACUUCAUAGAGCCACCUUUGGGCUUUUGCAUAGGAUAAACGAAUUCAAAUGGGCCCUAUCCCACUCACAAAUUAUAGGUUGUUGUUUCCUGCACCCUUUUCGCCUUUUCAGAUAGGCUAAUUCAAAAUGUAAAAUUACAUUCCUGAUUGGUUGCACCUCUUACAUUUCGGAUUGCCCAAUCUGGAAGGUAAAAAAAAAUCUGAAAAGGUGCGGGAAGCAAUUUUUGGGGGUGCAGGAAGACAGCCCAAUGUAUAACUUUUCUUUUCACUUGUAUGGAUGGUAAAAUCCCAAUUAAAUUGAUUCCAUUUAAUGACUCACAAAAUAAGGUAUGGUCUUCAUAAUUAUCUAAUAGAAUUGCCAUUUGAUCAUGUAUGUUCAUGAGACUAUUAGUUGUAAGUGGCUAACAAAUUUCAAUCU
Molecule: messenger RNA, 1145 nt
Organism: Glycine soja
Lineage: Eukaryota; Viridiplantae; Streptophyta; Magnoliopsida; Fabales; Fabaceae
Product: putative RNA methyltransferase At5g10620
Exons: 7
Coding region: 111-632 (173 amino acids)
Biological process (GO): rRNA processing
Molecular function (GO): methyltransferase activity
Source: RefSeq, a predicted model, not a curated record